Messenger RNA from Didymodactylos carnosus, 617 nucleotides. NCBI's taxonomy places the organism in Eukaryota, Metazoa, Rotifera, Eurotatoria, Philodinida, Philodinidae. The record is from the annotation of a GenBank genome assembly.
GUGAAUGCAAAACUUAUAACAGUUUUUGUUAUCUAAUUGUGGCUGUCUGAUCUACUCAGUCGAAUGUCUGAUAUAAAAUAAAGUGUAUCUAGUCGACACUUUUAUAUUUCGAUAUAUCCAAAUUCGUCAUAAUCUAAAUGCACGCAAUAGAAUUUUAAUGAUCUUCCAUUUGACAUUGUUUUUUCUAGGAAUUAUUUUUUAAUACGCACAAAGAAAAUAUAAAAGCAUUUGCUGUGCUUCAAAAUAAUAAUGCUCGAAAAUUGUUUCUUGAAAACAAUUUAGCAUUAGUUUGUAAAAUCGCAUUCGAUUGCAUGUAUGCGUGGUGUAUUGUUAUAGAUAUAAAAGAAGAAUUUUCUCUCAUGGAACUUGUUUGUCGUACAACAAAAACAAUCCAGUGGAUUCUCGAAUUAAGUCAAAAUGAAAACCUGGAUAAUAUUGAAUGUAUUAAUGUAUUCUUUCAACGACAGCGAUUUAAAAAGGAACUUUAUAAAUUUCAUCGAGAUAUUGAUAACAAAGCACGACGAAAAACUGAUGAGAAUGAAUUAGAAUUAGUACCAAAUACACAAGUUCCACAAAGUGAUGGUGAAGAAGGGACAAAAACGGGGUUUGGGUCUUAA